AUGCAAGGCUUCAACAUGGGACGCUAUGUCCCGCCGGACCAGGAGGGGGUCUUGUCCGGCAACCAGAUCGCACGGAAACACCCACUUGGCGCCCGCGCCCGCCAUCUCCAAACCAAAGGCGCACUGAUUGUGCGUUUCGAAAUGCCAUUUGCGGUGUGGUGUACAACAUGCAAACCGCACGAAACGAUCAUCGGACAAGGAGUGAGGUUCAACGCGGAGAAAAAGAAGAUUGGGAAUUAUUAUUCCACGCCGAUCUACAGCUUCCGCAUGAAGCACACGGUUUGCGAUGGCUGGAUUGAGAUCCGCACGGACCCGGCGAAUACGGCGUAUGUGGUACAUGAGGGGGCGCGUAAACGCGAUACCGGGGAAGACAAAGAGUUGCAGCCCGGGGAAAUUGCAAUUCGCCUACCGGGACUCGGCCCAGAUCCUGCAGAAAAGGACCCUUUUGCGAAGCUCGAGGGCAAGGCGGAGGACAAGCUCCGGGCCCAAACCGAGAGUGGACGCAUAUUGGAGCUACAGGAACGGCAAGCUCGGGACUGGGAUGACCCAUAUGCGCAGUCAAGACGCCUGCGAAAGAAGUUUCGAGCGGAGAGGAAGGUUCUCGAGAAACGAGAGGCAGACCGAGAAGCCAUCAAAGACAAAAUGGGCUUAGGUAUUGACCUUGUGGAUGAGACGGAAGAGGAUCGCCGAAAGGCCGGCUUGGUUGAUUUCGGAGAUGGUCAGGGUUUGGCUGAUUCCAUGGCUUCACGAGCGACGCGGGUUAAACCGAUGUUUGAGAGCAAACGCCCAUCAGACGUGAAGAGCGUCAGGGGCAGAAGCUCUUAUGACAUGACCAAGGCGGCAGUCGCGGCUGCUAACCACAGAGAAUCUUUGAGCCGUGAAUUAACUCAGAAUACCCGUGCGGCAGUAGAUCCUUUCUUACUUGAAUCCGCAGAUGGCUCGGAAACCUGGAAGACUGGGGCAAAGAGGAAGAGGCCUUCUACAGUGCCCAAACUCGUGGGUCUCGCUAACCCUAGCUUAAAGAAGUCCCCAGCACAUCCGGCAAAGCCCUCGCAUGAUGACAAAGACACCUCUGUGACCACGCCCCCCGCAUUAGUGAGCUAUGCCUCCGAUUCAGACUGA
Messenger RNA from Penicillium chermesinum, 1122 nucleotides. Its product is annotated as Saf4/Yju2 family protein. Gene Ontology annotation, biological process: mRNA splicing, via spliceosome. Gene Ontology annotation, cellular component: U2-type spliceosomal complex; post-mRNA release spliceosomal complex. The transcript has 3 exons. NCBI's taxonomy places the organism in Eukaryota, Fungi, Ascomycota, Eurotiomycetes, Eurotiales, Aspergillaceae. The coding region runs from base 1 to 1122 and encodes 373 amino acids. The record is from RefSeq and is a predicted model, not a curated record.